This is a messenger RNA of Cucumis melo (muskmelon), 776 nucleotides long. Its product is annotated as dehydration-responsive element-binding protein 2D. Bases 36 to 488 code for a protein of 150 amino acids. The transcript has 2 exons. Lineage: Eukaryota; Viridiplantae; Streptophyta; Magnoliopsida; Cucurbitales; Cucurbitaceae. Gene Ontology annotation, molecular function: DNA-binding transcription factor activity; transcription cis-regulatory region binding. Gene Ontology annotation, biological process: positive regulation of DNA-templated transcription; response to stress. The record is from RefSeq and is a predicted model, not a curated record. Gene Ontology annotation, cellular component: nucleus.
ACAAUCAUAAUAUUAUCAACCAAAAAUUCAUCCCAAUGGAUAGAAAGUCCAGAACUAAUAACAACGUUGCUCAAGCCAGCUCCCGCAAGGGCUGCAUGAGAGGCAAAGGCGGACCAGACAACGCUUCUUGCACUUUCAAAGGCGUCCGCCAGCGUACUUGGGGCAAAUGGGUCGCCGAAAUUCGCGAACCCAACCGUGGUGCUCGUCUCUGGCUUGGCACCUUCGACACUGCCCAUGAAGCCGCUCUUGCUUACGACGCUGCUGCUCGCAAACUCUACGGCUCCGAAGCUAAGCUUAAUCUCCCCCAAACUACUACUACUCCUCAUGAAUUACCUCAAUUGGAACACGGCGAAGGCCCCGUACAAGGUGUCUCUCCUGCUUUCUCUUCCGGAGGACGAGAGUGCAUACAGAAAAAAGCCUAUCCUCCUUUGGAGCCUGAUAAACCCCCACGGAGCGGUUUGAAGUCAGAACCUAUUGUCACGGAGUGAGCGGUUUAAAGUCAGAACCUACUAAAAAGUUGACUAAUUUAAAGGAAGUAAAAGAAAAAGAGGUUCUGAUGGAGGAAGAAGAGGUUUUAGAGGAAGAAAAAGAAGAGAAGCCCCACUACUUAUACGAGAAAAUCCGGAGGAGUUUUAUUCCUUAAACCAGCUAAAAAAGCUCAUUUGGGUCGUUCUUUAAGAGAAAUUAGAGAAUUUAAUAGAUAUUGUGAGAUAUAAUAGAAAGCUAAUUAAAUAGGCACCCACGGUUUGAGGUUUAUAUAUUUGUGGGUUUGUUGA